AUGGCCUCUUCUGGCGAGCAAGAUAUGGUCCCAGAGACCAGAGUCCUCGCUAUAGCCAGUCAUGUUGCUUACGGAUUUGUCGGAAACACAAUGGCCACAUAUGUCAUGCAGUCACUGGGCUGUGAAGUGGCCGGUAUCAACACAGUGCAUUUCAGCAACCACACUGGAUAUCGACAAGUGAAGGGAACCAAGACUAGUGCCCAAGAGAUCCGGGACCUCUACGAAGGACUCGUCCAAAGUUAUUUGACCGACUUUGACGUUCUGCUUUCCGGAUAUGCACCAUCCGCUGCAGCCGUCGAAGCUGUUGGUGAUAUUGCACGAGACCUGAAACGCAGAGCAGAAUCGAAGCCUGGUUCUUUCUUUUGGAUCCUGGACCCUGUUAUGGGUGAUCUAGGCCGUCUAUAUGUGAACGAAGAUGUUGUGCCGGCAUAUAAAAAUGCAAUUCACUACGCCGAUCUGAUAUUGCCGAAUCAAUUUGAGGCAGAAACAUUAUCCGGAGUCAAAAUCUCGAGUGUUGGUGAUAUCACCAAAGCAAUAAAUAAAAUCCACGAGAUUUACAAGGUACCCCAUAUUAUUGUGACAUCAGUGCAGCUGUCUCGUCUUGACGGCUCCUCGACACCAUCCUCAACACUUACUGUAAUCGGCUCUACCAUUCGUUCUGAUGGAUCCCCUCGACUAUUCAACAUCGACGUGCCCACCCUAAACUGCAAUUUUAACGGGACAGGUGACAUGUUCGCCGCGCUGAUGGUGGCACGUCUCCGCGAAGCAGUAUUCGCAUCGUCCCCGUCCCUAAAGACCACCACAUCCUGGGUAUCGCCCGACGAUGUCCCCGCAACUGACCUACCGCUUGCAAAGGCUACUGAGAAGGUGCUCUCGAGCAUGCAUUAUGUUUUGGAGAAAACCAUGGAAGCGCGAACUGCUGAGCUCGCGACCCCUAUAGACCCUGCCAGUACUGAGCAGUUGACAGACGAGCAGAAAAGGCUCCGAGCGCAUUUGCGAGAGACAAAGGCAGGCGAGGUGAGAUUGAUUCGCAAUGUGCAUGCUUUGCGCAACCCAAAAGUUAUUUUCAAAGCACAGCAGUGGCGGGAGACUUAA
Messenger RNA from Talaromyces proteolyticus, 1095 nucleotides. RefSeq names its product putative pyridoxal kinase. Gene Ontology annotation, cellular component: cytosol. Bases 1 to 1095 code for a protein of 364 amino acids. NCBI's taxonomy places the organism in Eukaryota, Fungi, Ascomycota, Eurotiomycetes, Eurotiales, Trichocomaceae. The record is from RefSeq and is a predicted model, not a curated record. The transcript is spliced from 6 exons. Gene Ontology annotation, molecular function: pyridoxal kinase activity. Gene Ontology annotation, biological process: pyridoxal 5'-phosphate salvage.